UUUUCUUGUUUCUAUCCUAUAGUUUUCUUGUGAUGGCUAAACUUUGUUGCUAUUGUUGUUAUGAAGAUACUCAAAAAGUAAAGUAUAUUUGUUAUACAAUUGUGUAAUCUUCAACGUCCAUAAAUAUCAUAUCAUCGGUUUUUGUGGAUUUUUAUUCUAGAAGAGUUAAAAGAUAGUGUUUCUUUUUGACUUGGGCCUCUUGGCUUAUAAUCUGCGUUGGGAUUUGGUUGCCCAUUGGUGAUAGGAUGUUGCGUUACUACAAAAUAUUUAUAUUGUUGGUCUCCUAUUGUCCAUUAUUUUACUAAUAUAAGUAUAAGGUAACUGUGUCAUCUGGUCGACCGUUCGCCGAAAGCAGAGAUCGUUCGCUGAAAGAGGUACGUAAAACAUUUUGCGGAAUCGGUAGACUGUUUUGGUGGAAGCGGUCUACCUCCUCCAGCAAGCAAGUGUAAGUUGAAGGUAAGUGUGACACAAGUCGACCCAUUGCCAAAAGUGGUAGACCGCUUGGUGGAAGUGAUACACCAUUUUCUUGGAAAGUGGUUGACCUCGUGGUGGAGGAGUUCGACCACCUAAAGGUAAUUGUGUUAUCAGGUCAACCCAUUAACAGAAGCGGUAGAUCGGUUGACUCAAGUGGUAAACCACUUGGUGGAAGAAGUCGACCAUUUUUUUAGAAAGUGAUCGAUCACUUGGUCGAAGAGGUUGACCACUUGAAUGUAAGUGUGUCAUCAAGUCGACCAAUUUCCAGAAGUGGUAGAUUGAUUGACUCCAGUGGUAGACCACUUGGUGGAAGAGGUCGACCGUUUUCUCCAAGUUACGGUGACUUGCAAGUCACCAUAGACAUAACCAUAUUAUUAUGCAUGCAAUGAUGACAAUACAUCAAUUUAACUAUCACCAAAACCAAACGAUCAUGGGAUAGUUACAAUGCAUGUAUUUUCCAUAAUGCAUUGUUUUUCUGAAUUUUCUGCACAAACAAUUCAUGUAUUGUUUGCUUGGUGUGAGUGAUAGUUAAAUCUCCAGUUUUUUUUAGAUUGUUGGGUUUUUUUCUUUCUUCCAACUAGGUCCCUACCUUUUUAUAUGUGUUGCUUUUUAAAUUAAAAACAAAGAAUAAAGUGACGUUUCACUCAAAAAGUAAUAUACCUUUUUUUAUCGUAGUAAUAUAACUUAUUUGAAUGUUACAACAACUAUCACAAAAACCAAACGAUGUAAACUACAAUACACCAAUUUUCUUAUAUACAUGUAUUAUUAUGCAUGCAUUGAUGACAAUGCAUCAAUUUAACUAUCACCAAAACCAACCGACCCUACAAUAUUCGGAAGUGCAAAACGUAAAAGCAUAAGUUUUAAAACAAACUUUUAACUGAAUUGAAUAUAAUAUUAAGUUAGGUACUAUUAAAAUAAAUUGAAGUCAUUUAAAACCCUUGUUAAGAAAAACUCGAAUCAAGAAUCAAGAGAAUAAUUAAUGGUAGAGUUUUCCUACCUUAUUUUUUGCUAGGGUUAAUAUGUUCAUUUACUCCCUUGUUUUUGCAGACGCGCAUUCAGUAGGCUACUCGAUGAAGUUCUCAACCACAUCCUUUCUCUCGCCAACGACACAGAAACCGCCGCCGUCUCCCGGCGAUGGAACCCCGUUCUCUUCUCACUUCGUCUUCAACGACAAGCCAUUCAUGAUUCAUCUCAUUCCUGCCUGGCCCUCCCCCCCGGCCUCUCCGGCACCUGCAAACCCUAAGACCGACCACGCUCUCAGUCAUGACAAUAGAUUCCGGCGAUGAGGGCGGCAGUCUGCUGAUCUCCGCCGCUCCCCAACUGCCGAAUGCGGAAUCACGAGCGUGGAUGUUCUUGUGGAUUGAUUACCGCUCCUGAAUUGACGAAACCCAGGAGACGAGAUCUCAAUUUCUGCUCCCAAGUUGAACAUUUCCUGUAACUUAAAGGACUCCGGAAGCAAGGCCUGUUCUCCAGUACCAAGAUGUGAUCAACCUGUACUCCACCAUCCUUCUCUCCAAAGGCCGUCAAUCUUCCGCUUGAAUUGCCCAUAACCUGGAGCUGCUGCUACUCUCUCUAAAAUCAUCCUCUUUCUUGGCGUCACAACGGGAAGCAAUUGGCAGGCAGUACCGGCCUCUACAACGUCGCCAAAAGGCCAAAGGUCAAACAAUUGGAAGGUUUGCGUAUUCUUUUUACAAUUUCUGGAAUCGCUUUGCUUGUUAAAUCUCGCUCUGUCUGCCCUUUCCGAUUCUGGUGGGACGCCGGUGGUGUAGCCGGAGAAAUAGAAAUAGCGCGUGACGAUGAAGAAUGCGCCGAGAGUGGUGGCGACGCAGAGAUGCCUUAGCCCCUCACAACACUUUUUUUUUUAUUUAGUCAUAGCAAUUAGCCCUGUUAUUUGUUAAUUCUUCUGGAUUCAACUCUUGUCGUUGCUUUGAGCCUCUCCCAGAGCCUCUGUAUUUCAAAUUAAAUUGGCUUUGGUUCCCAGUUUCCGAUCAUCGGUGCUCUACUCUCCAACACCGACAAGGUUCCGAUGGAUACCUCUCUCCGACCGGCAUUUAUGAUGGGCUCUACGAUUACGGUAAUUUUUGAAUAAUUUAACCUUUUACCUAAUUAUUGGCAUGGAACUAAAUGCAAUUUCCGUUCCUUUGCUAUGAAUCAAUUUGGAGGUAUUAUUCCUCAAUUUCUCUCUCUAUUCAAUAGACUCAGAGACCCUUUUUCUUGGCUCAGUUUCCGUUGUUUUGUUGCCCUCUUUAAGAUGCUAAUUGUGUCGGUUUUUUCUAAGUAAUCUCUUUUUAUUGUCUUUUGUUUCCCUCUUUUGUGGGCUAAUUAUUCAUCAUCUGUCUUUUUCAAUUCCGUUUGAUUUAACUUAUGAGUGUGAUUUUAUUGUCUAUUUCUCAUUGAUUCCAAUUAUUAUAGAAUUCCUUUAAUUCCAUGACAAUUAUGCUUAAUGCAUCUUUCUCUUUUUAGUUUUGAAUAAGUUUAUACCAAUUAGGACAGUAAUGGAGGACCCUAUCUAAAUUAUUUUCUUUGGUUCGCUUAAUUGUUAUAAUUAUAAUUAAUUGUUGCCCAUCCAUUCGGUGUAAUUGUGGCUUAUGUGCAUUAGAUUGACCAUUUACCAAUCAGUUUGCAUUACUUUGACUAAUUCUCAGUUUAUUGAGUUUUCUAUUACAAUGUAUUCUUUUUGAACUUUAUUUGCGUUAAGUUUAACCUAUUCAAUUUAAUUAAUUUCUUUCUUAUUAGAUUUAUUGGAUGACUCAUCUAAUGGAGUCAUGGGUGUGGUUUCUCCAGUUAUUCUGAUUAAGUCUUAAUGGUAAACUUUAUUAUCUUUGAUUAGAUAUUUCUAGCAUUUUUGGAUCCCUUUUGGGUUGUCUGCAUUGCAGGAGAAUCUUAUUAUAGUUAAGACACAUUAAGGAAGUGCAAUCGACCUCAUCAGUCUAUCAGUUAAGGUUAUUUGUUCUUGGUAAAUUAUUCAUGGUAUUAAUGAUGUCUAUUAGAUGGUGACUUACUCAUAAUGCUUUGGCAUUUUAUUUUGAGAAAAUUCUCAAUUGGCCAUCACAGAUGCUUCAGAGAGGAAGUCUUCCCAUUCGAGCGCUGACUCCAUAUGAGGGAAGUGUUUCUCUCCCUCUUCUCACUCCCUGUGUCAGUUUCGUGUCAUUUUGCUCCCCGGAGUUUUCAUAGAGCUGCCCACCUCGUGGCAUAACAGGCUCUUUCAUCGGGAGUCCAGUUGCAUACGUACUACCGUUCUUUAUUAUUUUGAGUUUUAUAUUGUUGUUAUCCGGCCAUGCCCUAGGGGCUUAUCUUGGAUAAAAAAAAAACUGGCUUCUGAUUGACGGAGUUCCUCCAUUCCUAAAUUUCCCUUUUGAGCUAGGUAAUUUUUUUCUUUUUUUUUCACCUUUUGUUCAUUUGUGGUCUGUGGACGAUUGGUAGUGGUGAAUUUUGUUGUGCUGUAGCAACUGUUCUUUUUUUCUUAGUGUUCUUUCAUUUUCAUCUUCUAAUUUAAUAGAUUCUAGGCUAUAAACUAGAACAAUUUUUCUCACAAAAAAAUUAGUUUUUUUUUCGAAAUUUUUUUAUUUUUAGGGUUUACCUUCUAUUCUCAAUUUUUUUUUAAUUUAUGUGCCUUCUUUUGUUCCCAAUGGGUUCAUAGAAAUUACUAUAUAUCCAAUUAUAAUUUAUUGUAUUAUUUUAACUAUUAUACCAAUUGUAGACUUUUUGAAUUUUAGGGAUUAUGUGUUACUUUUGGUAAGGAUGGUUAAUGAUUUGGAAAUUGACACGAAGUUAGGAAUUAAAGUGCACGGGAUAAAUUUUUUGUUGAUUUUAUGACACUCUUAAAGUUUAUUUCACUUCAAAUUUUGAAAUAAUGGAGUAUUGAAAUAAAGAAAAAGAGCACUCAAAUUAGUUAUGUACUGCACAAUCAAUCAUGCAAGGUUUGUUUGGAGGUGGAAUUUGAGAGGAUAUUUAGCCAAUACAUGUAUUAUUGAGAAGAAGUCAUUUUUGUUUUAUUUUGAGCCACCAUUCAUAUAUUGACUUUGUGAAGAACACAUCUAAUAUUUCAAAAUGAAGUGUUAUCAAUGUAAAAAAAAAAAAGUGAGGUUGUCUCUUUGAACUUAAAAUGUGUUGGUUUAAUUUGUUCUUUACAAAAAAUAAUACCUCAACUUACAAAUAGUCUAUGUUUUUCAAUUUUAUUUUGAAACAAUACAUAUAAUAUGAAUACAUAAAUCGAAUAAAUGCAUCAAUUUAAA
Messenger RNA from Linum trigynum, 4709 nucleotides. The record is from the annotation of a GenBank genome assembly. NCBI's taxonomy places the organism in Eukaryota, Viridiplantae, Streptophyta, Magnoliopsida, Malpighiales, Linaceae.